Mytilus californianus (California mussel) is the source of this 7273-nucleotide messenger RNA. Its product is annotated as single-stranded DNA-binding protein 3-like. Bases 190 to 1464 code for a protein of 424 amino acids. Gene Ontology annotation, molecular function: protein binding; single-stranded DNA binding. NCBI's taxonomy places the organism in Eukaryota, Metazoa, Mollusca, Bivalvia, Mytilida, Mytilidae. The record is from RefSeq and is a predicted model, not a curated record. The transcript has 21 exons. Gene Ontology annotation, cellular component: nucleus. Gene Ontology annotation, biological process: positive regulation of transcription by RNA polymerase II.
GAAGAGUGUUACGAACAUAACGGAAGUGUGGAGCUAUACUUAAAGAGUUGCAGCCACCAAAAAUAGGACAAAGAGUUUCCAGGUUAUUGAAACUUUAUUUUUCUUACAGCACAACUUGAUGUUACCACAACGACGGGGUCAGUGUCGUCCUUGAUGGUUUGACAGGUGCGUGACAGUUCAGCUCCCAGCAUGUACGCCAAGGGGAAAGGAUCAACGGUACCAUCAGACGCUCAAGCAAGAGAAAAAUUAGCACUAUAUGUAUAUGAAUAUUUGUUACACGUUGGAGCACAGAAAAGUGCACAGACGUUUUUAUCAGAGAUACGAUGGGAAAAGAACAUAACAUUAGGAGAACCACCUGGGUUUCUACAUUCCUGGUGGUGUGUAUUUUGGGAUUUAUAUUGUGCAGCUCCAGAACGAAGGGACACAUGUGAUCAUUCUAGUGAAGCCAAAGCAUUUCAUGAUUAUGGUUUUGUAAAUUCAGGGUACGGUGUCAAUGGCAUGGCACACAAUCCAGCAGCACAAAGUCCUUUAGGACAAAUGCCCCCACAGGAUGGAAUGCCACCAGGGGGGCCAAUGCCUCCUGGUUUUUUCCCUCCGCCAGCAUCACAGCCGUCCCCCCAUUCACAGCCUCCUCACCCCCCUAUGAUGGGGCCAAAUCAACCAUUUAUGUCCCCACGAUAUCCAGGUGGCCCACGAGGUCCUGGGCCAGUGCGGAUGCCACCAAAUGAUUUUAAUCCACCAGGAGGAGGUGGAGGUCAAAUUCCAAUGAACAGUAUGGAUUCUCGGCCAGGUCAUCCUGGAAUGAUGGGUCCACGGAUGGGACAUCCAGGGUCACGGAUGCCAGGUCCAAUGAAUCCUUAUGAUUCAAUGCCUAAUUAUGGAAUGAGAGGACCACCACCAAACAGUAUGGGACCUGGUCCAGGUCCAGGUGGGAUGCCACCAAUGUCAAUGCCUGGUGGAGCGGGAAAUCGGUGGCCACCAACAACAUCAUCAAUAAAUUACUCAUCAGCAUCGCCGGGUAGUUAUAACGGCCCAGGAGCACCAGGUACACCUAUCAUGCCAAGUCCACAGGGGUCUCAAGGACCAUUUUCACCUGCCAGCCACCAGCGUAUGGGUUCCAGACCAGGUGAUUACUAUAACGACAGUAUGCAGGAUGAUGUUGAACCCCAAAAGAUGCUCUGUUUAGACUCUACAAAUUCAGGUGAUGGAAUGUAUGGUAUGAUGAAAGGAGGUAUGCCAGGCAUGCCAGGGCAUUUUCCAGGGAUGGGACCAGGAGGACCCGAUGGUAGUUUAGUGAUGGGUCCAGAAAUGAAUGUUAUGAAUGGUGAUAUAGAUGGAAUGAAAAAUUCUCCAGUAAAUGGUCCAGGAACGCCGCGGGAUGAUUUACCUCCUGUAAGUGGGACGGGCGAUAUGGGUGCAUAUAAUCUAGCAUACCAAGAUAAUGUAUGGCUUGAUUCCCAGUAGGCGCAGUUCAAUCAACAUUGCUCAGAAGGCACUUAUCUCGUUUUAAAAAUAGAUCUGAUGAAAGAAUUUCUUUCUUUUGUACUAAUCUGAUUGUAAAUUGAUGAUAUUGUUUUAUUUAUUGUAUGUUACUGUAUAUACGGUGUUUUGUCUGUGUGUAUGACUCUUUAACCAUCACAACACAUGCUUCAUUUUCACCAACGGCUACCUAAUCUCUUUGCAUGCCAGAUCUCAAAUAGCUUCUUUCUGUCAUAACUUGCUUGUCAUUUUCAGUUUGUUUUCCUCUUUUUAUAUUUUUGACUCAUUUAGUUUCUUUAUUUACUUAUAUUGCUUAAUCUGAAUAAAGACAGAAUAUAAUCAAACAAUCUUGAUGGAUAAAGUUCGGUGUGGAUCCAAGACGACAUAGAGGACUAACAUGGAGUGAAGUGGAUUAGAGGGAGUUUUUGUAGAUGAAGUUUUGGAUCCACACCUAUAACAUGAAAUUGUUGCCCAAUGUUUUCUAGUAUGGUCGUCAGUUCUUGGAAUGCUGAUCAAAUCACACAUGUUUACAUCACCAAAAGAGCAUGUCUGCACAUAAGAGAAAGUCAAUUAGAAACAGAAAGGUGCUGGUUUCUCUCAAGUCAGUCGUGCAAGCAUGUCAAUUGAAGCACCAACUAAUAUACAUCUCUCAUCCUAAUCCAAAGUCAUCUGAAAAUUCUCACUUUCAAAUCAUCCAGUAUACUGUCUUUCUUCUGGUAUAUUUUAUAGCAUGACUUAACGUCUGUAGAAAUCAUUUGUUGUCAGCAUGCCAAAGUAAGACAGGUGAUAAUUUUUAAACUUUCACAUACCUGUCAAAAAAGAAACUUAAAAUUGUUCAAAAAUUAGUUAUCAGUAGGGGAGUACUGUUUUUAUCAAAAUUUGCACAUUUGGUCACAGUUUAUUGAUGGGUGCACUCGAUUCAACCUGCUAUAAGGUGCAUUUGACAGGUGUGUGGGACCUCAACUGAUAGAUCUGUUGUACCUUUGCAGGAACACAAUGAAUCUGCUGCAAUCCUAAAGAUAAAAGAAUCUAUGCAGGAAGAGGCAAAACGAUUUGAAAAAGACGAUCACCCAGAAUAUAACUUUAUGGCACCAUGAUAAAAAAAUCUCGCGUAGAAUUGUUAACAAUAGUCAUGUAAAUUAUAAUUGUUAUUUAUAAUUUUUUUUGUACACAUAUGACAUUUUAUCAGUCGCGUUAAGCAUGCAUUUCUUUCUCGUAAUGUAUGUGUUUGGGUAGGGGGGAAAUAUGAUAUCUCUAUGGUGCUGUUCCAUUUAUCAUUUGCUACAUAAUUGGAUGGUUUUACUAAAGAUGGGAGCCUAGUACACAUCAUUCCAGUACGAACAAAAAAGUCAUGUUUAGAAUCAAAUAAGUCAAAAUUAACACCUGUUCUUGUGUUUUUGGAAAUUUUUUAUUUGAACCAUUUUAUUUUCUAGUCGUUAGCGCCUGAUUGUCGUGCCUAACCAUGAACGCUUUUGUUUAAGUGCUAUUCUCCUUGUUUUUAUUCACUUUAUAUUAAAUCAUAUUUUUUCAGAACUGCCAAAUUUCAUUGGUGUAUGGUUUGUAGGGUGCUUUUGUUUGAAUUUCUUGGUGCAAGAAAAAAAAUGCAUUUUAUAACUCAUAAAACUACUCAUUUUACGAAUUAUUUCGCUCCUUAUCUUGGUCAAAUCUUGCAUUGUAAGCAAAGGGUAAAAGGUUUCAAAGGUUUUAAAGUGGACAAGAUUGAAUUUGUCAGGUUAUUUUAUAAGGGAACAUCAGGAUUGUUUGAACAAGGAAUAGUCUUUUAAGCCAAAGCUGCCUUUAUGUUAUAUCAUUUUAGCUUGUAGAAGCUAAUUAUGUCUUUUGCUUUAGUAUUAACAUGAUUUAACAGAAUUUUAUACUCAUUUUCUUCCUUUUUUGUUAAUCUGCAUGACCAUUUUGAUGAUGAAGCCCUUCAUUUCAUGGGCUUUGUGUAAAAAUGAUGGACAUGUGAAAAAUUGGGUAUGAUGCAAAAAAAAAAUAAUCAUUAUUUCCAGCUGAUUAUUUGAAGUUUGGAAAGUGUGAAUGUUUUGAAAUUCAUGAUGUCAAGACAUAGACCACAGAUAAUUAUUGCUAUUGUUAAAACAUAUUUCUAACUACUAUAUGAUAGUCUUUCCACUUUUUACAGCUUUCCUAUUUACUAAUAUGCCAUUUGAUGGCCAUCUUCACACUUGGCUUUUGGCUUUAGAGAUUAUUCUUAGGUUUGCACAUCCUAAAAAUGGUAUAAACCAGGCAAAGAGUACAAUCCUGAUACAAGUUCUUAACAGGGAAUAGUGACUUACAGUAGAAUUUUUUUUUUAAAACACAAAAGAUUUUUAAAGUCAAUUUACAAGUGCACUCUUUACAAGUCAAAUAAGAAAAAUAAAUUAUUUGAAGUUGAAAGGGGUUCAACAUAGGAAGGGCAUACUACUUUACAAAAAAUAUUUGGUUUUUAACAUCUGACUUGUACGAUAUUUUCCUGGUUUAUCCCGAUCUGCACUUUAAGUAGACUGAUUAUAAGAUUAUAUUGUGUUGUACUUUAUCCAUGGUGUUGUUUCCUCCCAACGGAACCAAAGAAUGUAAAGAAAGAUAAUCAUGGCCAUCUUUAUGGGUGUUAAUACUGUCAAGGUAAGUCUAAAUUCUCUUUUUUUUCUGAUGCAAUUGAGAAUUAGGUAAAAACAAAAAUUACCUUGAUAUUUGACUAAUGUUUCAGAUAAAAUUUGUCAAAUGUUAUUGUAAAGUUUGCUAAAACAAUCAUGUAUUUUUGAUAAUUUUUACCGACUGAUUGUUUAGAAAAUUGUACUUUAUGGCCACAAAAUUUGCUCUGAUAGGAAACCACCAUGGAUAAAAGUAAUUAAACAGAAAGAUAAUAUUUUGUACUUAAUCUUAUUUACUGUAAGGAAUUUGUGAAAGAUUCAAGAUAUUUAUUUCUUGUGCAGCCUUCUUUGCAAAGACCUCUCAGUCUUGUACACAUUUUCUUUUGAGUGCAAAUUAUUUUUCAGAUUGUUGCUGGGCUAUUUUAACUUAAUAAUUUUGAUAUGUAAGUUGAAAGCUGUUGAUGUCCAUCUUGAGAGCUGUGGAGGUUCAAUUUGAUAGUUGUUGAGGUCAAAGUAGACAGCCGAUGAAAGCUGUUGAUGUCAAAGUUACUCGGACAGAACGUUAGAUUAAGGCUCUUCACCUGAAUCAGCUGACUAAAUUUUAUUUCAACAGCUUUUUAAAUAGUCCAUGUAACAAUCAAAAAUAGAUUUGACCUCUCAUGAAACUAAUUAAAUACUGAUAUACAUAUUUUUGUAGUUGUCGCAAUUGACCAAACUGCUUUCUUACUAAUGAUGUUAAAUAUUUAACUUGGAUUACUUACUUCUUUAUAGUCUAUACUUCUUAUUCCAAACCACAGCUCUUGAAUUUUACUGAGUAUCUGUGGGUUUAACAUUGUAGCGAAUUUUUGUUAAAGAUCUGUGGUUGUGACUUAAAUGUGGGGAAAUCAUAAAUAUGUCAUUUAUCUGAACUGGUACAAUUGUUUAUAUGAAAUCAUUAAAUUUCCAAAAUGUGUUGUAAUUUGAAUAAUGGUAUCUCAUUUUGGCAUAAUAGUUGUUUUUUUCUGUUAUUUUUAUUUCAAAACCAAAGACUUUACUUCUUUACCUUAAGCUGUGCUAGUUUAGGAAUCUCAACGAUGAUGCUUUUAUUUCUUUAAAGCCUUUAAUUUUUUUUAAAUAAUAUAAAUCCUUAAUUUACUUUUAGGGCACCCAAUCAACUUCUGUAUUUGAUAUUCACUUGUUUAUAAUUCACCUUAUCAUUUUAAUGUGACCUAAAGACAAUUUAUAAGUUGUACUGAUCUUGGUUGCAGUUUUCUUUUGUUUAGGUUGUAAGGAAUUUUCAUAUUUACAUUUAUGUAUUGAACAUGUUACUCUAUGGAUCAUGUGACUGUCAUCACAUGUGAUCUCCCAUGUGACAUUGGUCAGAUGACUUAACUUGUGUGUCAGAUAACCAUUGUACGAUUGUAUGAAUAAAAUUUCAUAUUGAGUGUAUUUAUAUUUGUACCAUGAAAAUCAUUCAUCAGAUAGGAAGAAAGUUGUUGUGAUUUAGGGAAUAAAAGAUGAGAGAAUGAAAUUGCAUCGUGUUUAUUUAUAGUAAAAGUCUCAUGUAGUUACAUUUGCAAUACUUGUACAUUCAUGUGAAGUUAAAUGUUCUGAAUUUUUAAAUUUUUAUAAACAACAUAUGUACAAAUGACAUUUGUGUUACCAUAGUAACUGUAGAUUUGGUGUCAUAUUUGAUUAUGGAAAAAAACCAUGUAGACAUUACAUUUUUGUUGUCCAUUUAGUAGCAGUAGUGCUGUUUAAAAACUGUGAAGACAGUCAUCCCUGAUAUUUUUACAAGUGUCAUAUAGGCUUUGGGAAUUGAAAACAGCACAAUUUGAAAAUAGCAAAUAAUCCAGUUGAACUGCCAAUUUAUUAAAUUUUUAUUUAUGGGAGUUUAAUCUUUUCAACAUAUCAGAAAAUUGAUUUUACUUCAGAUAAACUAUUAUUAUAAUUUGGAUGAAUUUUAAAUUAAUCUGUGGAACAGAAUUUUUUAUGAUUAAUAUUUGAUGAAGAUUUGUGAUGUUUAUAUUUGUUAAGUUAUAAUAUAGCCUUUACAUUGCCCACAAAUUUUGAAAACAAAAUGUUAAUUUAACAAGCAUUUAUUGUGUUUCUAGAAGGUUGGAGAAAUGAGUUAUUGCCAGUUCAUGUUAUUAUUAUUCAAAAAUUUGUGUAAUUAUAAAUCUAGAAAAUGUCAUUAUUUCUUUUUUUCUAGAUUUUCAUCCCUGUUUAUUCGAUAAAAUGCCACAAACAACCAUUUUUCUUACUUUAAAUUUGACAUUUAAAAAAAAAGUUAAAUUUUCAUUUUAAACCAGAAAACAGUUCACCUCUAUAUAUAGGUAAAUAUAAUUUAUAAUUCAAAAACUUUUCCAACGCUUCAUUUUGUAAUGGUUUUAUUAAAAUCUAGGCCUCAAAUUUCAUACCCAAUAUAAUGCCAUAAGAAGACUACCUCAUAUUGAGGGUUUUUCAGUAGUAAAACCUUCAAUUUUAAAUAUUCUGUCAAAUUCCACAUACAGUGAAAUCCACUGCACCAUAGUUUACGCAAAGUCUCUGAAGAGUUGUCUCCCAUUCUUAUUUAUUUUUAGGUCAUAGAAAUGUGAUGAUUGUUUACAUUUAUCAUAGGUUAAUGUUGAUACUAUUGCAGCUAUUAAAAUUAUGCAUUUUGUCAUAAGAAUCAUAAUUCAUGUCAGACAGUUAGAAUAGUUAAAUGACCAAAUUCGCAUCAUUAAAUUUUAAGUUGUGACCAACGCCAUUUGUUUGUAUGAAAUCAUUUUUUUAUAUAAAAAAAAAACAAAACAUACAAAGCAUAUCAAAUGCAAUUCUGUCAACACUAACGGAUGAUAAAUGAUUUUGUUUAUAUAUAUAUAUUUGUUGAACAAAACUUGUAUUUAUUACUCAUUGUUUAUAGAUCUGCAAUGCUUUGUAAAUUGCCGUAUACAUAUUUUUAUGAACGUCAUUGAUGUAAAGGGAGAUAAAUCAUUGUUUUUCUUUUGUUUAUUUUUCGAAGCCCUCAUCAUCAUCAUCAUCAUCAUCAUAUCUUUUUUUUUCUUUAUGUUUACAAACCACAAACACAUUUCACAAUCAAAAGACAAUUUGGCAAUAUUGUAAUAUAAAAAUCAUUUUACACAGGAGCGUCUGUGUUGUAAUGUUGUGUAUUGUGUCAACUGUAGUGAUGAGGGCUCUAUAUAUAUAUAUGAUGUUAAUAAAAUAUCAGAGAGACCAUGCAA